Asterias rubens (European starfish) is the source of this 1390-nucleotide messenger RNA. Its product is annotated as nucleolar protein 12-like. The transcript has 5 exons. Gene Ontology annotation, cellular component: nucleolus. Lineage: Eukaryota; Metazoa; Echinodermata; Asteroidea; Forcipulatida; Asteriidae. The record is from RefSeq and is a predicted model, not a curated record. Gene Ontology annotation, molecular function: RNA binding. Bases 81 to 803 code for a protein of 240 amino acids.
UUCACCACAUGGAGUGAUGGAAGAAAUGUUGUUGUAAAUUGUGAACACCAAACAAGUAAAUUUAUUGAAAUCCCAGAAUAAUGUCAUCCAACAAGUUCAGGCAGAAGAAUCCAAAGAAUAAGAAGACAAAGUUUCACCUGAUUUUCGACGACGAAAAUCGAAGAGAAUUUUUAACAGGAUUUCAAAAGCGGAAGAAGGAACGGAAAAGAGUCGCUCUUGAGCAACAGGAGCUGAAAUAUAAAGAAGAGAAACAGAGAGUCAGACAGGAAAAUAGAAAAGCCAAGCUAGCAUCAUGGAAAGACCUAAAUUUCCCUGAUGAGAAGGUUGUGGAGGAGGACAAGGAGCCCAUAGUCUACGACCAUCCUGAACACACAGUCACUGUUGAAUCAGUCGGUGGUGUGACAGUCGAACAGAUGGAUCUUCAUGCUGCACAUGGAGGCAUUGGAGAAAACCAGGUUGAGUAUGAUGACGAUGAUGACGAUGAUGAUGAUGGUGUACAAUCAAGACUAAAGGGAUUGGCACGAUAUGACGACGACAGUAGUGAUGAAGAAGAAGAUGCAGUACAAGAUGCUCCAGGUGGAGACAAGAACAGUCACCCUAAGAAGAAAAGUGUCAAUCUACAAAAGUUGAAGAGUAAACUCGUCAAAGGGAAAUCAGGUCGAAAAGGGAGCUUUGUAAAACAAAAUGGCGUCAGCAAGAAAGUGGUCAAGGGGCCUCGGGGGCAUCUUGGGGGGCGUGGUGGGAAAGGGGGUAAGAAAGGAGGUGGGAGAGGGAGUGGGAGAGGGCGAAAAAGAAAUUUUUAGCAUUUUAUUUCUUGUAGAAAUAUAGCUUUUGGAGUCCAGUGGCAGAAAGCAGCUAGUAGCAAAAUAUCCACAUGACCACAAACAUCCACAAGAAUUUACCUUUCCCAAUGUUUCCCACGUUAAGAUAGUAUCUUCAUUUCAGAAACCAAAUGUAAUCUUAGUUACGGUACCCGCUGGCUAAGAUUUAGGAUUCAAACUCCCUCUAGCUAUCUGGGCAAUCUCAAUGGUCUAGUGGUAAGACUUCUGCUGAGUAAAAUGGUAAAGGUUGUGGGUUUGAAUUUGCACUACAAUGUUAAAGGAUGGGGGUUCGAAUCCCAUCAGCCAUGUUAAGACAUAUGAUGAUGACUACACAGCACAGAAAUCAAUGGUUUUUAAAUACAAAUAUAUCACACCCUUACACAGUUGUCAAAGUUGCCGUUAACUGAAAAAAGUAAGAAUUAUCAGUUUUUAUCCUGAGAAAAAAUAUUCUUCGAUAUAAUGAGUGUUUUGGGGUAAAAUUACACACAUGUAUUCCAGCUUUAGAGCUGGAAGUAGCAAAAACCUUGCAUGUAUACAAAGUGGAAAUAAAACAGACACACAAUAUGAAU